Messenger RNA from Bradysia coprophila, 1910 nucleotides. RefSeq names its product karyopherin subunit alpha (gene Pen). Gene Ontology annotation, biological process: protein import into nucleus. Gene Ontology annotation, molecular function: nuclear import signal receptor activity; protein binding. Lineage: Eukaryota; Metazoa; Arthropoda; Insecta; Diptera; Sciaridae. The record is from RefSeq and is a predicted model, not a curated record. Gene Ontology annotation, cellular component: cytoplasm.
ACGCGCUUUUCAUUGUGUUGGUACUGUACGCCAUUGCAAUUUUUCAAAUCAGAGGUUGGCUGUUGAACUGCGCUUGAAUCAAGUGACUGAUUUUAUUUUACAAACUAUUUUUUAAUUCAAUUCGUAUUUCAUAUUGAUCUCAGCACAAUUUUAUUUUCGUAAAGCGUUGUUUUAGUGUUUAUAUCUUGUUUAUAGCUCGAAUUCGCUUUCGCUACUACUGAUUGUGCAAAAUAAUUAAAUAGUUCCUUCACCAUGUCUAAUGAAAAUCGUAUCGAUGCGUACAAGAACCAUGGUAAAAACUCAGAUCGUCUGCGAUCUAGUCGUAAGGAAGCGACGAUUGAGUUGCGUAAAGCCAGAAAGGAAGACCAAAUACUCAAGCGUCGUAACAUCAACAUAGAUCCGGAAUUCGCGUUACAGGACAGCAAUGGUCAGUCACCAUGCACAAAAACUCCCGAGGAAAUUUUAUUCGGAAUGGAUUCGGCCAGUGUCGAACACAUUUUCGAUGCUGUCCAGUCGACACGGAAAAUGUUGAGCAGGGAACGUCAACCGCCGAUUGAUUUGAUGAUACGCCAUGGAAUCGUACCGAAAUUGGUUACAUUUUUGGAUUAUUCGGACGAUACCAAUUUGCAAUUCGAAGCUGCAUGGGCUCUAACAAACAUUGCGUCGGGUACAUCCGCACAGACAAUGGCUGUGGUCGAUGCUGGUGCUGUGGAUAAGUUUAUUCGACUGUUGUCGUCACCAUCGCCUAAUGUUGCUGAACAAGCUGUUUGGGCAUUAGGUAACAUCGCUGGCGAUGGCAGCAAAACCCGUGAUAUCGUUUUGAAUGCUAAUGUUGUUGAAGGAUUGAUUCAGCUAUUCGCAACUGAUCUGUCGAUCACAUCGCUACGGAACAUAACCUGGCUUAUGUCGAAUCUUUUCCGCAACAAAAAUCCAUCGGCGCCAUUCGAUAAAGUGAAAGUGAUGCUUCCUCAUUUGGCUAGACUGUUACUGCAUCAAGAUAGUCAAGUUGUGACCGAUGCAGCUUGGGCUAUCAGCUAUGUUACGGAUGAUGAUAACAAUAAAAUUCAAGCGGUCAUCGAUCAUGGUUGUGUUCACCCGUUGGUGCGAUUGCUUGAACGGGACGAUGCAUCGAUUAUUGUACCGUCAUUACGGAGCAUUGGCAAUAUUGUGACUGGUAACGAUCAGCAGACUGACAGCGUCAUCUCUGCUGGUGCAUUGGUACCACUCAAGAAACUGCUUCAAAGCAACAAAACCAACAUUGUGAAAGAAGCGGCAUGGACCAUCAGUAACAUUACAGCUGGCAAUUCGGAUCAAAUCGAACAUGUCAUCAAUUCCGAUGUUUUCCCCAUUAUUCGCACCAUUUUGGAGAAGGGAGAUUUUAAAUCUCAAAAGGAGGCUGCUUGGAUUGUGACAAAUACCACGACCAGCGGUACACCGGAACAAGUCAUUAGAUUAGUUACGCAAUACAACGUGUUCAUACCGUUCUGUUUGUUAAUGGAUUCGAAAGAUACGAGAACGGUCAAUGUUGUUUUGGCUGGCUUAACGAACAUUCUGGAGUUGGCUGACAAGUUCGGUGGUACGGAACAGGUUUUACGUGUUCUUGAAGAGAACAAUUGCAUCGAUAUUCUAGAGAAAUUGCAGAGUCACGAAAAUGAAGACAUUUACAAGAGGUCGCUGUUUAUAAUCGAAAAGUACUUCAAUGACGAAGAGCAAGAAAACAAUUUAGGUCCAGGAGAAGUGGAUGGAGUCCUUCAAUUUAAUCCAGAUAAUGGACAAAAUGGAUAUCAAUUCUAAGGAGCCGCCCACCUGUUUACUGUUCAAAUAUAAUUUUUAUUGUUUCCCAUAUUAAUCCUAUCAAUUCAUUUCAAUUAAACUUAGUUAAACAAAAAUAAAUUUGAUUCUAACGUGCA